Molecule: messenger RNA, 279 nt
Organism: Penicillium samsonianum
Lineage: Eukaryota; Fungi; Ascomycota; Eurotiomycetes; Eurotiales; Aspergillaceae
Exons: 1
Coding region: 1-279 (92 amino acids)
Source: RefSeq, a predicted model, not a curated record
AUGGGAAAUGACGAGGCGAAAAAGAAAGCCUUACCACUACUGUUCCAGGUCGCUGAAAUAAACAGCGCUGAUACCUUUGGAAUCGGCCCUGGAAUGAGAGAGGUUGAAGCAGAUGUGUUAAGCAAGCUGUAUAACCUGUCUCCUGAGAAAUGGGAAGGUUCUACCCCCCGAGAUAACUUUGAGUCCCGGCAGGAUUCUAAGGCAUGGGAAGUUUAUCAAAUCAUUGUUGGCGGGCUAGUAUCAGAGGACAAGUAUUUGCAGAUCCGACUAUUGAUGUGA